GGGGGCGGCCGUGUUUCCCGGCCCACAGUGGGAAGUUCCCGCGGAUCCAUCCACCCAGCACCGGUGGGAAAUUGUCCUCCCAGCCCAGGACGGAGCUUCCUCUUCCCCGGGAUCCUCCCUCUCCUGCCCGGGAUCUCCGCUCUCCUGUAUGGGAUCCUGCCAGGAAAUCUCGGGCUCCUCACGAUGCCAACCAAGAGCCGCUACAACCUGGUGGAUGAUGGGCACGACCUGCGGAUCCCGCUGCACAACGAGGAGGCAUUCCAGCAUGGCAUCUGCUUCGAGGCCAAGUACAUCGGGAGCCUGGACGUGCCGCGUCCGAACAGCAGAGUGGAAAUCGUGGCAGCCAUGAGACGGAUACGGUAUGAGUUCAAGGCGAAGAACAUCAAAAAGAAGAAAGUUAACCUGUUGGUGUCUGUAGACGGAGUGAAAGUCAUCCUGAAGAAGAAAAAGAAGGUGCCCGACAUGUUUUCUAAGAAGGAAUGGGACUGGGAUCAAAGCAAGAUGUUGGUCAUGCAGGAUCCGAUCUACAGAAUAUUCUACGUAUCUCAUGACUCCCAGGACCUCAAGAUCUUCAGUUACAUUGCCAGAGACGGCUCCAGCAACAUCUUCCGCUGCAAUGUCUUUAAAUCCAAGAAAAAGAGCCAAGCCAUGCGAGUGGUGCGGACUGUGGGCCAGGCGUUUGAGGUUUGCCAUAAGCUGAGUCUGCAGCACACCGAGCGAGGAGGAGACGGACUGGAGGACGUGGAGAGUGAGAAGAGCACCGACGACUCCGGAGUGCCAGUAACGCAUGUAGUCGCCAGCGUGGAUCACAAUGCAGACGAGACCGAUAUCGAUGCUUUGGACAGUCCUCCGCCCGGAGAGCAGCGCCCUAAGGUCGGCCGCGGAGUGACGGAUUUGGAUGCUGUGAAGAGGGAGAGCGAAUGUCUAGAUGAUAAGAAGAUGAAUGACAAAGUUAUAGCUUCUCCCAAGAUGUUGCUCCCCUCGGAUAGUCAGCUACCGCCGGGGACUCCUCUCUCCGUUCACCACCAAAUCCAGCUGCUCCAACAACAACUGCACCAACAGCAGCAGCAGACCCAGGUGGCGGUGGCCCAGGUUCAUCUGCUGAAGGACCAGUUGUCCGCAGAAGCCGCCGCCCGGCUGGAGUCUCAGGCCCGAGUCCACCAGCUGCUCCUGCAGAACAAAGAUCUGCUGCAACAUAUCUCUCUGCUGGUGAAACAAGUGCAGGAACUGGAGUACAAGUUGUCUGGAAAGAAUGCCAUGGGAUCUCAGGACAGCCUCCUCGAAAUCACAUUCCGUUCCAGCCUCUGUCCUGUGCUUUGCGAUCCUUCGACGCCGAAACCGGAAGAUCUGCCCCCGCUGAGCGACCCCGAUUCCUCCUUCCAGCUGGGCAGCCCCUUAGGUAGGACAGACUGCUUGGUGAAGGUUCAGUGCUACCGCUUUGUGCCGGGCCAGGGGGAUGGAGCCGGCGAACUACUCGGCAGCCUGGAGCUCUAUAGGUUUAGAGAAUCGGGGAUAGCCUCUGAGUACGAAUCCAACACCGAUGAGAGUGACGAGAGGGAGUCCUGGCAGGACGAUGGGGGGAGGCUGGCUCACGUUUUGCACAGAGACAUGCUGGGGGACAGUCUGGAGGAUGAAAUUGCUGUGUGAACAUAGAGGGAAGUGGGUCUUGUCUUGUGUUUGUGUCAUCGGGUGGGGGGGGGGGGGGCAGUCUGCUAUAUUCGUACUCUGUGAUAUUUGGACUGUUCGCUGUGUGUCCUAAAAAGAUGGCUAUAUUUGUACCCGUUGCUGAUAUCAUAGUUUAUACUUUAUGCUGUUGGGUUAUUAGAUUAGAUCUGUAGUGGACUGAAGGAUAUCUGCCACAAGCAUAGACCCAUUUCGCAUAGCAUUAUCCCCUAAUAGAGUACUUAGAGGGUGCAUCUCAACCUCUUCUUAACAGCCACCCCUAUCUUUAUGUCCAGGCACUAUCUCUCCAUGAGCCUCCUUGGUCAGCACCAUCAGGGCUGUAUGAAUUCCUUAGGGUAGGGUCACACUUUGCGUAUACGCAGCGUGUUUUAUCCUGCACAAAAUCCGCUGCGCAUAGGGAAACACCUUGUGUAUUCUCCAAUGAGCAGAAACACAGGGCUUCCUGUGGCAGUCCUGUGUGUGCAGUGAGGUUUGGAGGCGGGGUUAGGGUGCCCAUGUGACUGUGAUGCAUGAGCCUGCCUCUAAACUUUACUGCACACACAGGGCUGCUGCGGGAGAGCUCUUUGCGUCUGCUCACUGGAGAAUACGCAGUGUUUUUCCCGUUGCGCAACCUGAAAUAUGCUGCGUAUAUGCAAUGUGUGACCCUACCCCUUUAAAGUGCAACUCCAGUGAUGGCUCUGGCAGGAGGAUAUAUGUUAAAAUUUUUGUGCAGCCGCCCAAGACUUGUGCCAGGCUACAGCGUUCGGUUUACGGGUUUGGCAGAACUCCUAUAGACUAGCAUGCGAUCCCGCAAAAUUUGUAGAUUAAAUGUUUUAGUCCUGUGCAAGUCUCUGGUCAUCACUGGAGUUGCACUGUCACUGAAAAAAAUACUUUUGAUAUGUCGUAGGGGUCGGGGAUCGGAGUGUUCUGUGACCGAUCAUGAGAAGAAGCCAGGAAAAGUGCGCAUUUAGAGCGCUCCCAGCUCUGUGUCACAUGACCAGGACGGAUUUAAUAAGAAUUAAGACCAUCCUGGUCUCAUAGACACAGAGCGGGAAGAGAAGCACCGUCGUCCUCUUGAUCGGUCAGAGUUUGAAGGGGUACUCCGCUGCUCAGCAUUUGGAACAAACUGUUCUGAACGCUGGAGCCGGCGCCGGGAGCUCGUGACGUCAUAGCCCCACCCCCUCGUGAUGUCACACCUCGCCCCCUCAAUGCCAGUCUAUGGGAGGGGGCGUGACGACUUGGCGUGACACCACGAGGGGGCGGGGCUAUGACGUACCUAGCUGCCGGCUCCAGGGUUCGGAACAGUUUGUUCCAAUCGCUGAGCCGCGGAGUACCCCUUUAAACACUCAAAUAAUAAAAACUUCUCCUUAAAGUUUAUCUGUCACCUAAAUUGUGCUAGUAAAAGGGGCCACACAGUGUGCAAGCGGUAUACAUGUAUAUUGCAGUCAUACCUUUGUAACUUUAGUAGGUUUAUUUCCUAAAUAAAGCGUUUUAUUGGCAGUCACGAACAGUCAGAGAGGCAUAACCAGGGGUCCGGGAUGUCCAGGGGCUGCAACACCUUUCCGAGCGGUCCUAAAGCUCUGUGAGGAUGUAAGUUACAGAGCUUUGCGAUCGCUCUAACUGCUUGAAUAUCACAGGCACAGGGGGGGCCCAUGUGUCAGUAACACACCGGAGAUGCCGUGAUGUAAAGGAGAGGGCGUUGCAGCCCUGAGGCAAAGCGGAACCCAGGCCACGCCUCUCCUACUGUUCGUGACGCCUAUAAAAAGCGUAUACGGUAUUCAGGAAACAAACCCACUAAAUAUAGUUAUGACAAUGACUGCAAUUUCAAGUGACCGGUUCACUCUAACAGUGUAGGGGUACUCCUGUGGAAAACUUUUAUUUUUAUUUUAUUAAUUUUUUUCCAUAUGUAGAAAGUUUGUGAAUGACUUCUAUUUAAAAAAUCUUAAUCCUUCCAGUACUUAUCAGCUGCUGUAUGCUUCACAGGAAGUUGUGUAGUUCUUUCCAGUCUGACCACGGUGCUCUCUGCUGACAUCUCUGUCCAUGUCAGGUACUGUCCAGAGUAUGCGCAAAUCCCCAUAGCAAACCUAUCCUGCUCCGGACAGUUCCGGACAUGGACAGAGGUGUCAGCAGAGAGCACUGUGGUCAGACAGAAAAGAACUCAACUUCC
Messenger RNA from Hyla sarda, 3829 nucleotides. RefSeq names its product nitric oxide synthase 1 adaptor protein (gene NOS1AP). NCBI's taxonomy places the organism in Eukaryota, Metazoa, Chordata, Amphibia, Anura, Hylidae. Bases 184 to 1647 code for a protein of 487 amino acids. The record is from RefSeq and is a predicted model, not a curated record. Gene Ontology annotation, molecular function: nitric-oxide synthase binding. The transcript has 10 exons.